GCGAACAGGACUCGCAGUCAACAGAUACACACAGUGAUUGCUUGGUAAAUAAUAAACACUGUGCAAUGAAACCGCCUAAGGCAGAUAAAUUCAACUUUCCUGAUGAAAUCAAGCCACUAUCAACUCCAAAGAAACGAAAAUCGAGUGGCAUUGGCAGGGAAAAGGAUUCAAAUAACCACCAUGUGGUGCCGUUAGGCAUCCUGGUGGUGCUCUGUACCGUGUACCUCAUGGUGGCCGGAGUGCAACGCAACUACAGAUACUAUUUCAAGCCGGGUGUGGCAGCUUUUGACCUGAACAAACUCCAAUCCCAAUCAGAAGUCAUGGAGGAGGAGUCGGAAACCCAAGCCCCCGAUACGUCUUGUCAGAAGAUGGAUAUUUUUGGCAAGGAUUUUGAUGGAAUUCCUUCUGCAAGCCCAGUAUCAAAACGACUCAAUGGAAGGCCUUCAAAGCGGACCAAAAAUACAACUAGAAAUGGGGUCAGCAAGCAACCUCGUUUGGUGAAAUCGCAGGAGAGCGCCAAAAAGAAGGAUGCAUCCAAGAAGAGCAAUACGGCGGAGCCCAUUAUCUAUUUAUUCGCCUUGGUCUUCAUCUAUCUGCUUUUGAAGGCUGCCUCAGACAUCAAUCAACACUACAAAUCGCAGAACAAAGGGGACAAACGACUGCGCCGCUGCUCCCUGCAGUCCUAUGCACAAAUUCACAAGCAAGAUCGCCGGUCAUCAAAAGGUAUUUCACCAAAAACUUUGCCAAAAUUUUAACUCGAUGGGCCAGGUGCUUAAACACCGUGUUACCGAGGGAUCAAGUGAAUUGUUAUCCUAUAAAUCUAAAUGUAUCUACUGCUAUGUACUGAGUUAGCCAACUUUCUGUAUUGUAAAGCACUGUCCAAUCUUGAAUGAGAGCUAAUUAUCCGACUUUUUCGGAAAACGUACUGUAUAUUGUGUACCUAUAGUAUGUCCUAUUCAUUUCUCUACGUCUAUAUCCUACUACCGCACUCUUUUCGGGUUCGAUAUUGCGUUUUGCUAUCUAUCUUUCUGAACGACCUCCACUGUUUACCUCCCCUUCACUUCUCUGUGAAACUGUACUGAAUGUAAGGUUGUACAUACUCAGUAUAUAUAUAUAUUACUGUCCUAUAUGUGUGUAAACGUAAAUAAAUCAAUUACUAUGUGCUCUCCUGUGAUCAACUUACGUAGCCAUAUUAGAUUGCGUUUCAUUUACUCUGUUUGAAUGGGCUUUC
Molecule: messenger RNA, 1231 nt
Organism: Drosophila ficusphila
Lineage: Eukaryota; Metazoa; Arthropoda; Insecta; Diptera; Drosophilidae
Exons: 2
Coding region: 66-755 (229 amino acids)
Source: RefSeq, a predicted model, not a curated record